AUGACCACCAAGUCCGAGAAACCACUUAUCCUUUACACUGCUCGCACGCCGAACGGCUUCAAGCCUAGUGUCUUGCUCGAGGAGUUGAAGCUUGCAUACCCGGAGCAGAACCUAGAAUAUGACGUCUUUGCCAUCGAGAUAUGGAAGACCGUCCAUAAGGAGCCUUGGUUCAGCGCGAUGAACCCAAACGGUCGUAUUCCAACUCUGACAGAUCGCUCUCGGAACAAUUUCAACGUCUUCGAGAGCGCAGCGAUCUUACUGUAUCUCGCUCAGCACUAUGACAAGGAUAAUAAGUUCACAUUCGAUCCGGUGAAGGAGGCGGACGAUUACAGCGAGAUGCUGCAGUGGAUCUUCUUCGCCCACGGAGGUGUCGGUCCGAUGAUGGGACAAGCGAACCAUUUCGUGCAUUAUGCACCGGAGAAGAUACCGUAUGCCGCUGAGCGCUACGUCAACGAGUCCAAGAGAUUAUGGGGGGUGCUUGAAAUUCGCUUGAAAGAUCGCGAUUGGCUCGCAGGUCCAGGACGGGGAAAGUACUCGAUUGCGGACAUCAAUGUUUGGCCCUGGAUCCGUAGAUAUGCAUACUCAGUGUCUGAGACGCUGGAUGAGUGGCCCAACGUGAAGGCGUGGCAUGAGCGUAUCGAAGCUCGCGCAGGGGCUCAAGCCGGACUACUGGUACCCGCUGAGGGCAGCGGACCAGGAUUGCAGUGA
This is a messenger RNA of Peniophora sp. CBMAI 1063, 708 nucleotides long. Lineage: Eukaryota; Fungi; Basidiomycota; Agaricomycetes; Russulales; Peniophoraceae. The record is from the annotation of a GenBank genome assembly.